AUGCAAGGUCGCAAUAGAGCCCCCCCCCAUUCCGGGCAAGAGACAAGGGAUAGUAAAUCCCAAAAAUUAAUGUCACAGCCCCUUUUCCAAUCGGAUUGGAUGCAGCACCCUCGAGCAAAGAACGAUGUAUCAUUCGGAUCGCUGCCUGGGUGUUCCGAGGAGGUGUUCUCUCCCACAUGGCGCGUCCAUGCCUUGCUCUACCACGUCAAUACCACGCUUCAAUCCCGGCAAUUCAGUGGCCGUCAUGAUUCCAGUCCUUUGGGUUUUCUCCUGAUACCUGCUUCUUCCGGCUACGGCCAUUUUUUUGUUGGUUUUAUUAGAGGGUGCUUUGUUCGCUAG
Messenger RNA from Penicillium hordei, 339 nucleotides. RefSeq lists its product as uncharacterized. The transcript is spliced from 2 exons. The record is from RefSeq and is a predicted model, not a curated record. NCBI's taxonomy places the organism in Eukaryota, Fungi, Ascomycota, Eurotiomycetes, Eurotiales, Aspergillaceae. Bases 1 to 339 code for a protein of 112 amino acids.